Sorex araneus (European shrew) is the source of this 628-nucleotide messenger RNA. Its product is annotated as COX assembly mitochondrial protein 2 homolog. The transcript has a single exon. Gene Ontology annotation, cellular component: mitochondrion. The coding region runs from base 120 to 359 and encodes 79 amino acids. The record is from RefSeq and is a predicted model, not a curated record. Lineage: Eukaryota; Metazoa; Chordata; Mammalia; Eulipotyphla; Soricidae.
AAAAAAAAAUUCGGGGGCCCGGCGGGUCAGACCUGAACGCGCCGUGCCGGUUCCGUUGCAGGCCCCUGGGGGGCCGCCGUCCGGGUUGUUCCGCUGGGCUCCGUCACCUCCUCCUAAAGAUGCAUCCCGACUUAUCUCCGCACUUGCACACUGAAGAGUGCAACAUCUUGAUAAACUUGCUUAAGGAAUGUCACAAAAAUCACAGCUUUCUGAAAUUUUUUGGUCAUUGCAAUGAUCUUGAUCGAGAGAUGAGAAAAUGCUUGAAGAAAGAGUACAUGGAAAAGAGGAUCAAGAGCAGGGAGCAUGGUAAUGCGAUGCGAAAGAGACUAUUUAAUUCUCCAGAGAAUUCUGAAAAAUAAAUUGUAUUUUCACUGGAUGCCUUGGCUGAGAGAAGACCGAAAGCCCCUGGGGUGACGGCUGAGAGAAUCCUGUCUCGUCCGCUCUCCAGAACCCUUGCUGCUCCGUAGACACAAGCCAUGGAAAGAUCCGGAAAAGCCUGGAUUCUCGCAGUGUUGGCAGAGCCCUUAGUUCUCUCCAGCGUACUUGACUUCCACUUCCUCCCUCCCCCUCCACCAGGGAACACUGGAGUCACUUUUCUCCCUCAAUAAAAUAACUGAUUUUAAUCAUA